UUCAGAGCAAUUAGUACUGAACUCCGGACAGAUAAGAGAAUCUUGUUUUAAUGUGCGAUACUUAUGGUGCCACGAAUUCACGUGGGAUUACGAGAACUUGUCGUAACAUUCAUUUUUCUGAAGCUUAAAUAGCACGAGUAUCACAUUCUGAUCUGUUUGCUUUGGUGUGAUGUCGUUGGUGGAAACUGGUUGGCGACAAUUUACCUUUUUUGAGAAGCACACUGUCUAUGAUCCGAAUAAUCCUGAAUGCAAGUUUAACGGGUUAAAGAAUCUCAAAGCAUUUCGUUCUGUAUCUGGUAUUGGAUUUACAAUAUUCGGAGAAGCGUGUGGUGCAAUAUUCAAAUUGUCGAGUAAUUUGGAGGAAUACUGUUGGAUUGCCCAUAAACGCUCACUGGCUGAUAUAGCUCUUGCUGGUCUUAUUCUUGCGACAGUCGGAGAAGAUGAAGAAGGGAUUAACUCGUUAGUUAAAUUAUGGCAAUUAGAUCGAAUUGAGAAAGAUGCACCGUUUUGCAUACGCGUGAUACGUGUAUGUCCUCUGUUAGGUGUUGGACGUAGUACGCGAGCAUGUGCCAUUGCGUUACACUCAUCUUUACAACAUAUCGCUGUUGGUUUCGUUGAUUCUUCGGUUAUUUAUUCCACAAGUAAUAUUAAAGAAAAAUCUGGCAAAUGGCUUAUUGUGGUCAAUGGUUCAAGUUCAGGACCAGGUGACGAAAUAACAGGUGUUUUUCUUACGUGGAUUGCCACUCAGGAUCUCUGCAUCCUAUAUUGUUUAACGUCUACAUCCGUAUUAUCUUUUUCAAUUACCAACAAAACCGUCACAAAUAAGGUCGUACACGAUGCGAAAGGCUGUCUUCGUGACUGCUGGAGUUUUAAUGAAGCGCGCAAUCAACUUAUUGUGGGUAGUACGGAGAUGGUACACUUCUAUGAAGCAGAACGGAGUUUGACCGCUGAUCCCGACAGCGGUAAGGGUCGUUGCCAUGCUCUUGGUAGAAGCAAUGAAAAGAUCCAAUUAAUUGCAUUUGAUCAUCACGUUGCAUUACUUACAAGGCAGCCUACUGCUGUACCGUCGUCAAAUGAAAUGUGGACAUAUGUUGUCUCAGUAUAUGAUACCGAAGGGCAAAGUGUUGCGUUUUCAUGUGCUCUUCCAGCUGUUGCAAGGAUGUUUUUAUUGGAUAAUGUAUUAAUGGUUCUUAGUCAAGACGGAACGCUUUCAGCCCUUACAGAAAAAAGCAUCAGCUCGAAAUUGGAUAUUUUAUUUAAGAAAAAUUUGUAUGAUCUUGCUGUUGGAGUUGCUAAGAGAAGUUCAGUUGCUUCGGAAUAUCUUCCUGAAAUUUAUAAGAAGUACGGUGAUUAUUUGUACAGAAGUGGGGAUUUUGAAAAUGCAGUACAACAGUACACGGAAACUGUCGAAUAUCUAGAGCCAUCAUAUGUUAUUAAAAAGUUUCUGGAUGGUUCUCAUAUAAAAGAAUUGUGCAUGUAUUUAGAAGUACUUCACGCUAAAGGUAAGGCGAACAGUCAUCAUGCGACCAUAUUAUUGAACUGCUACAUCCGUUUGGCAGCACGUGAUAAAAUUCGUGAUUUUAUUGACCGUAAUUUUGAAUGCAAUAUUGAAACAGCUGUUCAGAUACUUCGUGCAGCAAAUUUUACAACGGAAGCGUGUCAUCUUUGCGCGAAGCAUAAGCAGCAUGAUGCAUUGUUAAGCAUCUUAAUCGAAGAUCGAGCUGAUUAUAAAUCCGCGCUUAAAUAUAUUGCCAAACUGGAAAUUCGCCAGGUUGAAGCAUGCUUGGAAAAGUUCGGAAAAUGCUUAUUGAUAAACAACCCUGAAGAAACGAUGAAGCUGUUAUCGGAUAGAGCGUGUUUCAGCCAAAUCAAUGGUCUUGCCUUGAUGAAAGUAUUCAUUGGACUACCUUCGCAAUGUACCAGAUUUAUAGAAACAGCACUGAAGAUGGACAAGAAAAAUAAUGAGAAGUUGCAUAAUUUAUUGUUAGAACUUCGACUUCGUCAGUGGGCACUACGCAACUUUGUUGAUGUUCUUUACAAAUAUUUUUGUUAUUCAACAUCAUUGUUUUCAUUUACUUUAUUCUGUUCACUUCAUGAUCGAAAAAUUCUAAUUCUUGUGCUUCAUGAUACGCCUAAUUAUGAUGAAGACAUUGUGGAAUUAAUCGGAGACGAAAAUUUGGAGGAAUCCUUGAAAUUGUGUCAGCUAUUCAAUUAUGUCCCAGGAAUCAUUGACAUAUAUAAAAAGAUGAAAAGAUACGAUAAACUUAUCGAAUACUACAUGCGACAAAACAAACUCAGAGAAAUCGUUGAAUUUUGCGAACAGGAAAACAGUCGUAACCUGUGGAUCGAUGCGGUAGUAUUUGCUUCGCGCGGAAAAGAUAUAGAUCCCGACGCAAUGAAACUUUUACUUGAGCGGAUCGAAGCAACGAAUAGCAUCCACCCACUUGUUGUUCUCGAAAUCCUUUCCAAAAGUGACAAGAUUUGUGUUGGUCAUGUGAGGGAUUAUAUUAUCAAUUGGAUGGAGCGACAAAAUGCUCAGAUCGAGAAAGAUGAAGAAGCAAUUGCCGAAAAUGAGGCGAAAAUGGCCGAAAUCGAGGAGCAAAUUGAUAGCGUUACUUACAAGGUGCAAAUUUUUCAAAUGAACAAGUGCUCUGCAUGUGACACCUCUCUUCAACUACCUGCUGUACAUUUCCUAUGCAAACAUUCCUAUCAUGCUCACUGUCUCGAAUCGUAUAGUGAAAAGGCUGACUACUGUCCAGCUUGUAUACGAGACAGCUGUAAUGAAAGGAUACGAGAUGAUAAGAGGCGAGAUUUCUCCACGCGUAGUGCUUAUAUUAAAUUUCAAAAUGAGAUAAACGAAUCAGUCGAUUGUAUGAGCCUUAUUUCUUCAUACAUUGGCAACGGACUUUUUGACUCGUGGUCGAAGAAAAGAGGAUCUAACAAUGAAAAUGAAUGGGCUAGUCCUCAGUCGGAUACUAGUGCGACGAAUAAAUUAAAUUUAAAUGAAUUCGAGGAUCGAACAUCCACAGAGACAAGUUCAAUGAGUACAGCAGCUCCUAAUCCUUUCCUUACUCCAAAAACGAUGAAUUCGCGUACGGCAAAAUCUGUAGAAUCGACUAAUCCCUUUGAUGUUGAUGAAAAUUCAAAAAAUCCCUUCGAAGAAGACUUAUGA
This is a messenger RNA of Loa loa (African eye worm), 3172 nucleotides long. RefSeq lists its product as hypothetical. The record is from RefSeq and is a predicted model, not a curated record. NCBI's taxonomy places the organism in Eukaryota, Metazoa, Nematoda, Chromadorea, Rhabditida, Onchocercidae. The transcript is spliced from 22 exons. Gene Ontology annotation, biological process: intracellular protein transport; vesicle-mediated transport; endosome organization. The coding region runs from base 170 to 3172 and encodes 1000 amino acids. Gene Ontology annotation, molecular function: protein binding; protein-macromolecule adaptor activity. Gene Ontology annotation, cellular component: HOPS complex; endosome.